AUCUCUCCCUGGGACUCUUCAGGGGAACAGCAGGGCUCAGGGGCCAGGGAAGCGCCUGGCUGGGAGUUGGUCCCACCAGCAGAGGUCUGGACCAGAGGCUGGUCCCCUUUCUAAAGUACACUCACCCUUUGACUUUUGGUCGGGGUUUUGCUGAGCUGGCUGCAGCCUGGCUCCAAAACGACAGAGCAGCGCAGGAAAAGAACAUCGGGAUCUCUCUGCUGGAAUCAUGCCGACGGUGGACGACAUCCUAAAGCACAUCGGCGAAUUCAACUUUUUCCAGAAACAAACGUUUUUCCUCCUCUGUCUGAUCUCGAUCGCCUUCACCCCCAUCUACGUGGGCAUCGUCUUCCUGGGCUUCACCCCGGAUCACCGCUGCCGGAGCCCCGGGGUGGCGGAGCUGAGCCGGCGAUGCGGCUGGAGCCUGGCGGAGGAGCUCAACUACACGGUGCCGGGCCCGGGGCCGGAGGGCCAGUGCCUCCGCUACGAGGUGGACUGGAACCAGAGCGCCCUCGGCUGCCUGGACCCGCUGGCCGGCCUGGCCGCCAACGGCAGCCCCCUGCCCCUGGGCCCCUGCGACCAGGGCUGGGUGUACGACACCCCCGGCUCCUCCAUCGUGACCGAGUUUAACCUAGUGUGUGCCAACUCCUGGAUGCUGGACCUGUUUCAAUCGGUGGUGAAUGUAGGAUUUUUUAUCGGUUCUCUGAGUAUCGGCUACAUAGCAGACAGGUUUGGCCGUAAGCCCUGCCUCUUGAUUACAAUCCUCAUAAACGCUUCGUCUGGAGUGCUCAUGGCCAUCGCCCCAAACUACACAUCGAUGCUAAUUUUUCGCUUGAUCCAAGGACUGGUCAGCAAGGCAGGCUGGUUAAUAGGCUACAUCCUGAUUACAGAAUUCGUUGGGCUGAACUACCGGAGGACAGUGGCGAUUUUCUACCAAGUGGCCUUCACGGUUGGACUCCUUGUGCUUGCUGGGGUGGCCUAUGCGCUUCCACACUGGAGGUGGCUUCAGUUCACCGUGACUCUGCCCAACUUCUGCUUCUUGCUCUAUUACUGGUGUGUACCCGAGUCUCCUCGAUGGCUGAUCUCCCAGAACAAAAAUGCUAAAGCCAUGAAGAUCAUUAAGCAUAUUGCCAAGAAAAAUGGAAAACCCUUGCCUGAAUCUCUUCAGAGCCUCAGACCGGACGAGGAAGCUGGUGAGAAGUUGAAUCCUUCAUUUCUUGACUUGGUCAGAACCCCUCAGAUAAGGAAACACACUUUGAUCUUGAUGUACAACUGGUUCACGAGCUCUGUUCUCUACCAGGGCCUCAUCAUGCACAUGGGCCUUGCUGGGAGCAACAUCUACCUGGACUUCUUCUACUCUGCGCUGGUUGAGUUCCCAGCUGCCUUCACCAUCAUUCUCACCAUUGACCGCGUAGGUCGCCGUUAUCCCUGGGCCACAUCAAAUAUGGUGGCGGGGGCAGCCUGUCUAGCCUCGGCCUUUAUCCCUGAGGAUCUAUACUGGCUAAGAGUCACGGCUGCUUGCCUGGGUAGGAUGGGGAUUACGGUGGCCUAUGAGAUGAUUUGUCUGGUCAACGCGGAGCUGUAUCCCACAUUCAUCAGGAACCUCGGGGUGCUCGUCUGCUCCUCCAUGUGUGACAUCGGGGGCAUCCUCACACCCUUCCUGGUCUACAGGCUCACCGACAUCUGGCAUGAGCUCCCCCUGGUGGUUUUCGCCGUGGUCGGCCUGAUUGCUGGAGGACUGGUGGUGUUGCUCCCAGAAACCAAAGGGAGGACUUUGCCUGAGACCAUUGAAGAAGUUGAGAACAUGCAGAGGUCAGUAAAAAGAAAAGACAAGAUGACUUACAUUGAAGUCAAGAAACUAGACACUCCACUGAAUUAAGAAGAGAGAGCUGCUCUUGUUUGCUUUGACAAAAACAAGGCAAGAAUCAGAGAUUUCUGCUAUCAUCACAAAGCCUAUACAUGUAACCUUACUUCUGUUUGGACACUAGUAACCUUGAUCUAUAACCAAAUGGAGGCUGUCGUACUGCUGUAUGAAAACUGCCUCUAGGACGAGGUCCUGCAAUCCUCCCUUGUUUGAACACUUCCAAUGACUCAUCUUACAUAGCUACCUUAAGAGGGGAUGCCAGCACUCCUCUGGACCAGAUAUUUCCAGAGUAGAUUCUAGAAUAUCUCAAGGGAGAAGCAAAAAGUCUGUCGAGGAAAGAAACAGCUUACACAUAAAAAGAAUGUCAAGACUUUGUAAUUGAAAUCAGCGGAAAUCUGAGUACAAGUUUAGGAAUGAAUCGUAAAGAUACAAGGCCCAGGAGGAUGAAACAUAAUAAUGAGUCAGGUAAGAUUUACUGAUAUGAGUGCUCUGACACAAGGUUCUAGAUUUAAUGUGCUGGCUGGAACAUCUAGCAUCAGCUCCAACAGUUAGCAGAACAACAACAUGAGAAAAAAUAUGAGUAUAUUUCCAUAAUUUGAAAUAAGGAGGACUUCUUAGGCAAAAGCAUAAUCCAAGAGACAUGAAGUGAGUGAUUGAUUGAUUAAUGUGACUACACAAAACAAAGCUAAAUUAAAUGAGGCUAGCUGUUUAACACACCCCAAAAGUAAAUUUAAUGGAUGAGUGAUAGAUUUGGGGAAAUAUUUUCCACAUAUAAAAUAUUAAAAGGUUAAUAUCCAAAAGAAAUAAAAAGCUACUAAAAAUCAAUAAAGAAAUGAUAAUCCUCUAGACAGACUAUAGGGAAAAAAUGGUUCAAGAAUACAAAGUUAACCAAAAAAAAAAAAAGAAUACAAAGUUAUUUAUAGAAAUAGCUUUAAAAAUUGUUAGGUUUUAUAUAUAUAUGUAUAAAGAUGCAUAUCCUCAUGGUUAGGGAAAUAAUAAUGAAAUAUUUUUCACUCUUCAGAUUAAUUAAUAAAAUUAAUAAAAAAAUAAAAUUGAAAGUAUCAAGUAUGGAUGAGGAUAUGAAAAAACUUUCAUGCAUUACUGGCAUGCAUGAGUUGAUUGGUUUAGUCUUUAGAAAGCAGUUUGGCAGUGUCCGUGCACAUAUUAGAAAUGCGCACAUCUGGACCCAACAAUUUCACCACUAGGUAUCUAUUUUUGAGAAACACUAAAGCACAUACAGAUUCAUCUCAGAGGUAUUCAUUGCAUCAUUUAUUGAUGAGAGCAAAAAUUGCAAAUAACCAAAGUCCUUAUAUGUGAGGAAUGCUUAAAUAAACUAUGGUAUAUCAACUCAUCAGUUAACAAAGAGUGAAAAUAAUAUAUAGCUACUCCAUAUAAAGAUCUUCAUGAUGAAGGGCUAAGAUGAGUUUUGGAAUAAGGAUGUAGAAAUAAUAAGAUGUACAUCUAACCAAUGAUCUAGGGGGAAGAGGAAUGGGACUGGGCAGUGUACAAGGAACAAUUAGAAAGAUUCUACUUUUUCUGCAAUUCUUGCAUUUUUAUGUUUUCAUGUGCAGAUCUGUGGCAUGCUCAUGCUGUUUUAAAAAAUAAAUGAUUAACUGGGAAA
This is a messenger RNA of Odocoileus virginianus texanus, 3482 nucleotides long. RefSeq names its product solute carrier family 22 member 2 (gene SLC22A2). Gene Ontology annotation, cellular component: membrane. Gene Ontology annotation, biological process: transmembrane transport. The record is from RefSeq and is a predicted model, not a curated record. Lineage: Eukaryota; Metazoa; Chordata; Mammalia; Artiodactyla; Cervidae.